AUGGGAAAGAAGGGAGGAAACUCAUGGCUAACAGCAGUCAAGAGGGCCUUCUGGUCUCCUGAGAAAAAGAGCUGCAGAAGGAAAGUAGAUCAUGAACAAGAAGAUGAUGAAAAGAAGCGGGAGAAGAGAAAAUGGCUUUUCGGGAAGGCUUCCAAUCAGUCUCAUCAACCGAGUGAAGCAAAGGUGGCAGCCGCAAAUAGAGGUGUUUCUGCUAGAACCUCCGCCUUGCCUGCUGAGGAGAGGCAUGCCAUUGCAGUGGCAGCUGCCACGGCAGCAGCAGCUGAAGCUGCUGUAGCUACAGCUAAAGCUGCGGUGGAGAUCAUUCGGUUGACCAGCCAACAAUCCAAGACAAAUUCCAAUACGAAUUCAUUUAGACGACAGUCUGCUACUAUACUCAUUCAAACUGCUUUUAGAGGCUACCUGGCAAGGAGGGCUCUUGUUGCUCUCAGGGGGAUUGUAAAACUUCAAGCUUUAAUCAGAGGACAGAAUGUGCGGAAACAAGCAAAGACGACUUUGAAAUGCAUGCAGGCUCUGCUCCGAGUUGAGGCUCUGGUUCGUGAUCAACAUGCACGGCUUUCCCAUGACGGAGGCCGGAGGUCCAUGUUCGCGGAAACCACCAACUUGUGGGAAUCUAGGUACCUUAAAGACAUUAGAGACAGGAAGUCCAUGUCUAGAGAUGGAAGCUGUAUUACAAAUGAUAGGAGCGACUGCCCAUAUACACUUGAAGAACUCGAAACAAUCUUGAAAGCCAGGAAUGAAGCUGCCUCAAAUCAUGAUCAAAAGUCUCUGGCAUAUGCAUUCUCUCAACAGAUACGGAAUUGUGAUUCAAAUCCAUAUGCUGAAGAAUGUGAGCCAGAAAAAGACAGUACAGAUUGGCUAGAUACCUGGAUGAGCAGAAACUCCAUAGAUCAUAAAACAGACUCAAUCAAGACCGUUGUAAUGGAUACCCCAAAUUUGAAUCUUCCCUCUAGAAACUCACACUACCGUAGUCCAAUCCACAGACAAUCAAUCCCAUAUUUUGAUGCUUCUCCCCACCACAGUUCAAUUUACAAUGUCCCUAUAGCCCCACAGCCUAUUACGCCAUACUCAAUGUCAAAAACCAGAUCCCAGCAAGUGCGUUCCGCAAGCCCUAGAUGCCUCAAGGAAGAAAAAAGCUACUCGACAGCAAAUACUCCAAGCUUGCGCUCCACUAGUACUCACCGCAUUAGCAGUAGUAAUUUCCGCUACAAUACUUGUACAAAUGAGGCUGCCGGAAAUGCUGUAAUCCCUAACUACAUGGCGACAACUGCAUCGGCAAAAGCUCGAAUUCGAUCGCAGAGUGCUCCACGACAAAGGCCCUCCACACCGGAAAGAGAUCGAAGUGGAUCGGCGAAGAAACGACUAUCUUACCCGAUACCCGACCCAUAUUUUGUGAAUGUCGAGUUUGGGUGUCCAAGCAGUAUAAGCCAGAAUUUGAGAAGUCCAAGCUUCAAGAGUGUUCACGCAGGCUAUGUAGGAAUGGAGCAACAGUCAACUCGAUCUGAUAGCAUUGGUGGAGAAAUUUCUCCAUGUUCAACUACAGAUUUAAGAAGGUGGUUAAGAUGA
Molecule: messenger RNA, 1584 nt
Organism: Fraxinus pennsylvanica
Lineage: Eukaryota; Viridiplantae; Streptophyta; Magnoliopsida; Lamiales; Oleaceae
Source: the annotation of a GenBank genome assembly